This is a messenger RNA of Macrobrachium nipponense, 740 nucleotides long. Its product is annotated as serum amyloid A-5 protein-like. The coding region runs from base 135 to 530 and encodes 131 amino acids. The transcript has 4 exons. The record is from RefSeq and is a predicted model, not a curated record. NCBI's taxonomy places the organism in Eukaryota, Metazoa, Arthropoda, Malacostraca, Decapoda, Palaemonidae. Gene Ontology annotation, cellular component: extracellular region.
GGGGAGGGGGAGGGAGAGGGAUAUAUAGUUACCGACUUUGCCGCCAGAUGGCAGCGGUUACGGCACGGGCCUAUAUUUAAGAUCAGCAAUCCAGAGUUGCAGCGCAAUAGCCAGUUGGUUUUCUUCAGAACAAAAUGAAGCUUCUCGUUGCUGUGGUUGUUCUUGCAGCCGUCGCUGCCGGCACUGAGGGCGCCCCAGGUUUCUGGGACACCAUCACCAAACCCUUCAGUUUCGCUAAGGAAGCUGUCCAGGGCGCAGGAGAUAUGGCCGGAGCUUAUGGCGACAUGAGAGAAGCCAACUGGAAGAACUCAGACAAGUACUUCCAUGCAAGAGGGAACCACGACGCUGCCCAGAGGGGACCCGGAGGUGCCUGGGCAGCUGAGGUUAUCAGCAAUGCCAGGGAGACAGUAGACCAAUGGCGUGGUGGAGACCCAGCAGCCAGUGCCGCCGACCAAGAAGCCAACAAUUGGGGACGAGGUGGUGGAGAUCCUAACAAGUACCGCCCUGCCGGACUUCCUUCACAAUACUGAAGGAGUAUUCGAGGACCCUUGAAGUUUUUCCAAAGAACUGCCCAAAGAAUUGAUGACUUUAAUGGGAUUUCUUUGAGUUCGUAGAGUUGGUGCUCAUGUUUCAGAGUAGUACUAUACGUAUAGUACUACAUUCUCAUGAAUUCUUUUGCUAUAUAUUGUUAUUUCUGUUACGUUGUGACCAUGAAUAUUUAAAAUAAUAAAAGUUUUAAA